AUGAAGAUUCAUUUGGAGGAUUCGGAAGGAUUCAGUGAAAGAAGAUUCAAAGGAAAGGAUUCAGAGGAUUCAGAAGGAAGAUUCAAAGGAAAGGAUUCAGAAGGAAGAUUCAAAGUAAAGGAUUCAGAAGGAAGAUUCAAAGUAAAGGAUUCAGAGGAUUCAGAUGGAAGAAGAUUCAAAAUAAAAGAUUCAGAGGGUUUUCAGUGA
This is a messenger RNA of Strongyloides ratti, 207 nucleotides long. RefSeq lists its product as hypothetical. Lineage: Eukaryota; Metazoa; Nematoda; Chromadorea; Rhabditida; Strongyloididae. The transcript has a single exon. The record is from RefSeq and is a predicted model, not a curated record. The coding region runs from base 1 to 207 and encodes 68 amino acids.